AUGUCCGACCCAGACAUUCACCCAAAUAAAUACAGCGAGCUGCGAAAUAUUUGCAAACACUACAUUGAUUCAUAUAUUGCGUUGUAUCAGCUGAAAACGGACAAAGAAGAAGAUUUAAAUUCAAUUUACAGACUGGUCAAAACAGAAUUGAUUGAUUCAAAUAAAUAUCCUCCCCAAAUAAUUAUGCAAGACAUUUUACGUAUCAUUCUGUAUAAUAAUCGCUAUACAAAGUCAUAUUUAUAUCUUGCCAAACUCAUAUCUGAUGAUUACCAUGUCACUGAGGUCAGGAGUGCUCCAUAUAUUUCAAGAUUUCUAUUUUAUAAAGAAUAUGGAAUUAAAUUAGACAAAUCUGAUGAUUUCGAAACAAUUAACUCAGAAAAUCUUGAUAUUCAUACAGAAGAUACAAUUUACAGAGCAAUUAUGUAUAAUGACUUAGAAAGAUUCAUUGCAUUCACUGAAAGAGAUGGAUUUGAUAAAGAUCAAACACUAAAAAGCAAAUUAUAUCCAUAUUAUUACGAAGGAUAUUCAUUACUUGAAUUAUGUUGUUACCAUGGAGCAGUUGAUUGUUUCAAGUUCUUAAGAACGAAAUUUGAAUCAAAAAUUACUCAAACUUGUCUAGAAUUUUCAUUUUUCGGAGGAAAUCCAGAGAUCAUGAGCGAAUGUUUGAAAUAUCAAAAACCAAAUAAAGAAUGCAUGGAAUAUGCAAUUAUUUCUCACAACAUUGAUUUUGUUACAUUCUUGAUGUAUGAGUACAAUUUAGAGAUCGGUUUAUUUUAUUGUGCACAGUAUAAUAAUCUUGAAUCAUUUUUAGUUUAUUUCGAUCAAACUAAUGAUGUUGAUAGAUGCUUAUUUUAUUCAGCAAUGUUUAUAAUUCCAUCUCUUUAUGAAUAUUUCCUAUCAAAGGGUGCAAAUAUCAAUGAAAAAGAUAAAAAUGGAGAAACCGCUCUUCAUAUUGCAGUGCGUCAUAAUAGUAAAGAAGCAGCCGAACUUCUUAUUUCACAUGGUGCAAACAUUAAUGAAAAAGAUGAAUAUGGAGAAACCGCUCUUCAUAUUGCAGCGCGUCAUAAUAGUAAAGAAAUAGCCAAACUUCUUAUUUCACAUGGUGCAAAUAUUAAUGAAAAAGAUAAAUAUGGAAAAAUAGCUCUUCAUAUUGCAGCAAUGUUCAAUAGUAAAGAAGCAGCCGAACUUCUUAUUUCACAUGGUGCAAAUAUUAAUGAAAAAGAUAAAUAUGGAGAAACUGCUCUUCGUAUUGCAGCAAUUGGUAAUAGCAAAGAAACAACUGAACUUCUUAUUUCACAUGGUGCAAAUAUCAAUGAAAAAAUAAUGAUGGAGAAACCGCUCUUCAUAUUGCAGUGCGUCAUAAUAGUAAAGAAACUGCAGAAGUUCUUAUUUCACAUGGUGCAAAUAUUAAUGAAAAAGAUGAAUAUGGGAAAAUAG
Messenger RNA from Trichomonas vaginalis G3, 1437 nucleotides. Its product is annotated as ankyrin repeat and SOCS box-containing protein 4 family. Gene Ontology annotation, molecular function: protein binding. The record is from RefSeq and is a predicted model, not a curated record. Bases 1 to 1437 code for a protein of 478 amino acids. Lineage: Eukaryota; Parabasalia; Trichomonadida; Trichomonadidae. The transcript has a single exon.